CAUCUAAACCCUAAUCACUGCCGCUCCGAGCGACCGCGCCUCCGCCCGCCGUCCGCCGCCCUAACACUGCCGACCUGUCGACUGCCGUCUGCUCAGCCGGCCAGCCACUAUCCGCCGAGCGCCCGACGGCCCGAGCAGGCGAGCAGCUCCGCAUCGCGCGACGUCCCAAGCAGGUGAGCAACCAGGGGCAGUAAAGGCGUUCGCGCGACGUCCAACAGUGCACCUGCGCGCGCGACGUCUCGCUGCUUUCUCCAACUCCUGUUCAGUAUCGCCGUUUCUCGCUUGGAGGUUGUCCUGUAGCGGGGACGACCGCCCAUUCCGGCGCCCGCUCUUCUGCUCCUCCUCGCCUUCCUGUUUCUGCUGCGGGGAGUUCUUCCGCCGCGAGCCGGGACACCGUCGCCGCCGGCCGCCCGCUGUCCGACGCGCAGAGCCUCGUGUCCAAGCGUGGCAAGUUCAAGCUCGGAUUCUUCCGUCCAGGCGGCCAAGCGGCCAGGCCAAUCCUCCCAGAGUCCCACUCCCAGGCUCCCAGGCUCCCAGGCGGCGUCCUCCUCACUCCUCUGUCCUCUCCCAGUCGGCCAGUCCCAGGCGGCACCACGGCACGGCGCACGGGCACCAGCAGGCAGCACCGGAGCAGCCGGCCAGUCGCCCAGUCCCACUGCUCCACCUCCACUCGCGCACCAGCAGGCAGUAGGUAGUAGGUAGCAGCCAGCUCCUAGGCAGCACCGCAGCAACCAGCAGGGAGGCACCGCGGCAGGAGGUAGAUGUCCUGCUGAAUAUAGAGGUAGAAUAUAACUGGUAUAGUGUUUACUUCAUAUGUCCUGCACUCCUGCUGAAUAUAGAGCUAGAUGUCCUGCUGCAUUUGUCACUAAUCACUAGGAAAUUUGUGGAUGGUUAACUUUCUUUGGCAUAAUACCAUUUGCAGGACCUCGGAACAGUAGCUAUAAACUCAAUGCUCAAUUCUCGGAACAGUAGCUAUAAACAGUAGCUAUAAAUUUGUGGAUGGUUUUAUUUCAGACAAGCACGACCACAAUCGGAUAGGAAAACUGCUUUAGUUUGGAUUAGUUCUUAAGACAAUUCAAUGCUCAAUUCUGGGUUUUUUUACUUAUUUACCUAUUGCAUAUGAAACUCGGUGGAUGUAAAUUGUAAUCCCUUUAUUUAGGCAUUGUUAUGUAACUCUAGUAUUUUGUGAUUCCAUUGUCAUAUAGAUGUCUUGUAUAUGAUUUAUAGUAACGGGUACCCGAAAUUUACCCAAACCCAAACCCGAAUUUGCGGGUACCCGAAAGUUCGGGUACGAGUAUGGGUUCUACUGCUGGAAACCCGAAAUCUAAAAAACCCAAAAAACCCGACCCGAAAUUUCGGGUAAACCCGAACGCCCAGUCCUACUGCAGACUGCUUGCUAAGUUGCUUUGCUCAAUUUGCUGCUUGCUAGCCUUCUACAGUGCUCCGGCUGCUUGCCUGGUUGCUUGGCUUUGGCUAGUUGGCUUAGUUGCUCGCGUAGUUGCGUUGGCCGCGUUGCUGCUUGCAGUUUCUGCUUGCUUUGUUGCUUGCUAUUUGCAAAUUUAGCUGCCCUGCAGUUGCAAAUUGCAAUAGAUUCAAGCUCAGCAAGGUCGGCAAAAAGAAAGGCUCUAGAAAGAGUUACUGAUUUGACAUAUAAUCUACAAGGAAUUCUUCAUCUAAGGUCGUGCUCCGCCACUGGGGAGGGAGGUGGUGGGGAAUGGCGGCGGCGACGCUCCGGUGGGUGCUGCAGCUGCACCGGGACGUACCGCGGGCAGCACGGUUCUACUCGGAGGGUCUCGACUUCAGUGUAAACGUCUGCACGCUCCGCUGGGCCGAGCUGCAGUCGGGGCCGCUCAAGCUCGCACUCAUGCACACCAACGACAGUAAUCUUGCAUCGCAGAGAGUCUAUUCUUCAAUGCUCUCCUUCACUGUACCAGACAUAAACAGUGCCGUAUCGAAGCUAAUGGCAUUGGGAGCCGAGUUGGAUGGGCCAAUCAAGUAUGAGAUCCAUGGAAAAGUUGCAGCACUGCGAUGCAUCGAUGGGCACAUGCUAGGCCUGUACGAGCCAGCUUGAAGAACUCGUGUCACAACGAAAGUAUUGAGAAGUUCCAUUAACCACUCACUGAAGACUGAUGUGUAUGUCCGGCAAAAGAUCUUUCCGCGUAAGACAACUUACUGGGUCUGGUGUGCAUGAAGUGGCAGAACUCCUUUUGUUAGCAAAAUCACGAGAGACACGGUGGAUGGUUUGCAGUCUACCAUUCUCUUCCUCGUGCUGCUGGUUAUGAUACACAUUUUUCUCGAACUGAAUGUGCCUAGCAGGUCGUCGUGGUAAGCUGAAGCCAGGUUUCAGUGGUCCUGCUCGGUCAUGGCCUUGCUUCAUGGCAUUGUGCCAGUACAUCUAAUUCAAGUUUCAGUUGUAGUUUGACUGACAUUACAUGUGUGCGUAGUUUCAAUUUGCAAUUCAAGUGCAGGAGUGCUCUGCCCCUGAUCAUCCAUGUAAUUGAAAUUCUUCUGUAAGCAUUUGUUCUGACAGUAUAAUUGUGGACCAUAAAGUUGCUAUUAA
Molecule: messenger RNA, 2560 nt
Organism: Zea mays
Lineage: Eukaryota; Viridiplantae; Streptophyta; Magnoliopsida; Poales; Poaceae
Exons: 6
Coding region: 1715-2071 (118 amino acids)
Source: RefSeq, a predicted model, not a curated record